UUUCGUUCCCCUCUACAAAACCCGCCACGCGUCUCAGACUUUUUGGGCGUCGAGGGUGAUACAAAAAGGCAGCAACCGACUCGUGCCCUGCAAGCUCGAAGAGGAAGAAGAGCGAGGGCGAGAGCGAUCCGAAAACAAUGGAUUUGAGGAAGGCGGAGGAAGAAGAUGACGCGAACUCAACCAUGGCAGCAGGCGGAGGAGAAGUCGACUCCAGCUUCGCUCUCCGAUCCUUCCUCGACCGCAUCCCCAUCGCCUCCAUCCCCGACCUCAAUCUCUCAUCCAAAUCAUGCGUAGUUCCGGAGUUAAAGCCUGAUGAUUGUGUAUUAGAUGCAAUCAAUUUGAUGUACAAAAACAAUGUGUCUGGUGCAAUGAUUGUCGAAAAUGUCGACACUGAUUUCCAGACAUUUGUCAAUCGGCAUAUCGGCUUCAUCGAAUUUUCAAGCCUGGUCUUGUGGUCUCUUGAGGAGUUCAGUAAUGUGAAUGCUGAGAACAAAAUCAGUGAUCAUGGGUUUCUCUCAGCACUAGAACAGACUUCUCAGAUUGCGCGGACAAAGAUAGGAGAGUUGGCAAAGUUAUUCUUGUGGGAACCCUUCUUUCCCAUUUAUGAGCAUGACUCGCUAUUUCAUGCUUCUCUGCUCUUCUCAAAGCAUCAUCGGUUGAAUGUCAUACCAGUUGUUAACUCAUCAAACCCUACCGUGGUUGGCUUCGUUACUCAGAAUGCAGCACUACAGUUGCUACUCCAGUCUAGCGGGUUGGAUUGGUUCGAUAAGAUCACAGACAAAGCUCUGUCGGAUUUUAGGUUCAAGGAUGCUAGUAGGCCGAUUUUCAUUUUCUCUGAUCAGAGCCUGGCUGACGUAUUGCAUAUCAUGUGGGAGGAACAAUUGGAUGGAGUUGCGGUGGUCGGUCGCAAAACUGGAACUCUGGUUGGAUGUGUGAGGCGUAGUGAUGUCUAUCUUCUUUUGGAGGAUGACUCCAUUUUCGGCAAAAGGAAGACACUUACAGCUGAAGAUUUUAUCAAAUCGAGUGCUCGAACAAGCGACCGGAGCUCGUCGGCAGAAGUAGAGUCUGAUCGCAACACACUCUGCUUAAAGAAUGAGCAACUUCCCGAAAUGACUGCUCCAGUAAGCAGUCGAAAUACUGACAGCCUCAAGCAGGCAAUGCAGAAUCUCGUGGCUUCGAGAAGUGGUUGCAGCUUCAUGGUUGAUGAGUCAGGGCACGUCAAAGGUUUUGUGACGGCUAGAGACAUCAUUUCAGUUUUCUCUCCGCUGUGCAUGGAUUCGAGAAUCGACGGCGGGAGCUUCUUCAGCACUGCAUUGGAGCAAGCUGGUUGCCAUGUGGAGGGUGGAGUUAUAAUCGAGAAUUAGGCCGCCGCAUGAAUAUCUUGUUCGAUAUAUUUCUUUAAUUUACUUAUUGUACAUUUGAUUAAUAAGGAGCAUGAUUAAAUAUUUAGAAUGACUUAUAUUCAUACUUUAAGCCAAUUUUUUUAGAAUUAAGAUAAGUAAAAAAAUUUGUAGGUAAUAUAUGUUAUCCAAUCAAA
Molecule: messenger RNA, 1537 nt
Organism: Ananas comosus (pineapple)
Lineage: Eukaryota; Viridiplantae; Streptophyta; Magnoliopsida; Poales; Bromeliaceae
Product: SNF1-related protein kinase regulatory subunit gamma-1-like
Exons: 7
Coding region: 138-1364 (408 amino acids)
Source: RefSeq, a predicted model, not a curated record